GUAAGCACUUCCGAGUGUUACAUUAAAUAAAGCGAAUUUAAAAAAAAUUGGAGAAACAAGAUUGUUCACACUAUAUUAUUCCUAAUAUAACACGAUAGAAAUAUUUUCUGCUACGGAUCAACAAUUCUAUCGAAAUAAAUAUCAUGAGAAUAUUGCUAAUUUUUUGAAUCAAGUGAAAGUGAAAGAUAUUAUUUGUACUCUUCGUGAUUAUCAACAACUUAAACGACAAUGGAUUAGUUUAGAAUCAUUACAAAUAAUUAUUGAUAAUGAUGAAAUUAAUAUGAGUGAAACAUUGCCUAUUCUCAAUACGCUACGUAGAUUAGAUGGAAAUUAUGAAAAUUGGAAAAAAUUUUAA
Messenger RNA from Rotaria sordida, 355 nucleotides. The record is from the annotation of a GenBank genome assembly. Lineage: Eukaryota; Metazoa; Rotifera; Eurotatoria; Philodinida; Philodinidae.